Molecule: messenger RNA, 1229 nt
Organism: Camellia sinensis
Lineage: Eukaryota; Viridiplantae; Streptophyta; Magnoliopsida; Ericales; Theaceae
Gene: EXPA13
Product: expansin A13
Biological process (GO): plant-type cell wall organization
Cellular component (GO): extracellular region
Source: RefSeq, a predicted model, not a curated record
UCCAACUUCAGGUAAAAAGACAGGCUAGAGAUGGAUCAAAUGCUUUGAUACCUUGCCCACUACUACCACUCUCUCUGUCUCUCUGUCUCUCUCUCUCUCUCUCACUCUAGCUGGCUUUGAAAAUGUUGGUUAAUCUGAUACAAAAUCUGAGACUCCUCCUAUUAACUCUAGCAUCAGGAUUAUUACUAGUAACCGCACACUAUUCCUCAUCAUCCGACCCAUCUCCCUCAUCAUCAUCAUCAUCCUGGUGGGGUGGUAGUAGUAGUGCUACUACUACUAGUUCUACUUUUACAGAGUGGAGAUCCGCACACGCCACCUACUACGCGGCGGCGGACCCCCGUGACGCGGUGGGAGGAGCAUGUGGGUACGGCGACCUGGUGAAGGGUGGGUACGGAAUGGCGACGGCGGGGCUGAGCAGCACAGUGUUCGAGAGGGGGCAGAUCUGCGGAGCCUGCUUCGAGAUCAGGUGCGUGGAGGAUCUCCGUUGGUGCAUCCCCGGCACCUCCAUCAUCGUCACCGCCACCAACUUCUGCGCCCCCAAUUACGGCUUCUCUUCCGUCUCCGGCGGCCAUUGCAACCCCCCCAACACCCACUUCGUCCUCCCCAUCGAAUCCUUCGAGAAGAUCGCCAUUUGGAAGGCUGGCAACAUGCCCAUUCAAUAUCGCAGGAUUAAAUGCAGAAAGGAAGGAGGAGUUCGAUUUGCAAUUGAAGGUUCAGGAAUAUUCCUGUCAGUGCUGAUCAGUAAUGUUGCCGGUGCUGGAGACAUAGUGGCGGUGAAGGUUAAGGGUUCAAGAACAGGAUGGCUACCCAUGGGCAGAAAUUGGGGCCAAAACUGGCAUAUAAAUGCUGAUUUGAAGAAUCAGCCUCUUUCAUUUGAAGUCACUAGCAGUGAUGGGGUCACACUUACAUCUUACAAUGUUGCCCCAAAAAAUUGGAAUUUUGGGCAAACUUUUGAAGGCAAGCAAUUCCAGUCUUAAAAAAUUGAGAACAACCCGUUUAUCCUUAAUUUUCCUUUUUGAUUGGGUUGGAAUAUAGGGUUUGUGUUGGAUUGGAUUGGUGGGUCUUUUUUCUUGUGUUGUGAGUCUAAUGUGGGUAAGGGAAAGUUAGAUAUGUCAAGUCAUACUUAAAAUCAUCAGGUAAGCAAAGAAACUAAGGGCUUGUUUGGUAGGGUUUAUUUCAGUUUUUAGUUUAAUUUAAGCUAUUUUGAUGUGUUUGGUUCAACUUAACAA